Messenger RNA from Saprolegnia parasitica CBS 223.65, 4800 nucleotides. RefSeq lists its product as hypothetical. The record is from RefSeq and is a predicted model, not a curated record. The coding region runs from base 1 to 4800 and encodes 1599 amino acids. Gene Ontology annotation, molecular function: protein binding. Lineage: Eukaryota; Oomycota; Saprolegniomycetes; Saprolegniales; Saprolegniaceae. The transcript has 13 exons.
AUGGCGUCCGCUGCUUUGUACAAAGCUGCGUUUGAGAAGCAUCUUCAGUCCCAGUCGUAUGUCUUUCGCACCAAACCGUCUCCUCAACUGAGCCCAACAGUCGCUCUGGACGGCGUCGACGGUCACCUCGCCGAGCCAUGGACACCGACGCAAGAGCAGCAGCUCACGGCGCUUCACACCAAUAUCGUUCCUGCCGCCAAGAUCACGAUCCUCAACGCCCAUAAAUGGAGCAAGCACCUCGAGACAAGGAUUCUCCCAGCUUUGCAGCGGGCCCUCCGCGUCAAAUGUCAUGUCCGUGUGGUCUUGUCCCAUCUCUGCAUCGACUCUGUCGGGACGACGCUGGCACCAACGCCAGAGAUACCGCAUGCCGUCGGAACGCUUCUGGUGUCCUUCAAGUCCACAUAUACCGGCGGCGAGCUAACAUUCACCAACGGCACCGACGUAUUGGAACUAACGGCGUCGCAGCAAGCAGUGCAGACCUUUGCUUCGUUCAACCACAUUACGAGUGCACCGAUCACAUCCGGCUGUCGCGUGGCCCUUGUGUAUGCCUUGACGAGCGACCCCGAAGCGUGGGUGCCACCGCCGACCCGAAAUGACGUCAUCGAAGCCUUUGCCGCGAUCGCUCGGGACCCACCGCAUGACAUUCAGCGCAUUGCGCGCGCAGUCCAUGUCGUUGUUGCAUAUCCGGAAACUCUCUCGUUUCAACACCUCAAGUGCAUCGACAAGACGCUUGUGGACAUCCUCGUGGCGACAAAUGGCUAUGACAUUUCGCUGGUCGACUUUCAAGAGACCUCGCCCCCCACCCCCGACGUCUACGGCGGCUAUGAUUUUGAGGAUGACUCGUGGGACGAGGACCCCUAUUUCGAGUACAAAGUGCGGUACGAGAACUGCGUUACUCGCAUCCAAAGCCUUGCUGACAUCCCCUUCGCCGUGACGUCGGGUGUCAGAAACAAGGGCGCCGACCUCUUCUUGAGCGUCGAUGCUUCCGCCAACAGGUCCGAGUGCCCCGCCACCGCAGUCCUUUUCUGGCCCAAGCGCUGCCGCGUGGCCAUCGCUGGUCCGUCGCGCGCCGUGUCUUUGCUGAAAGAGGCCAUUCGCAACGGUCAAAUCAUAGACCUCUUUGGUCUCAGUCUCCACGACUUUAUACUCGGUACGCUGACGGCGUUCGACGUUGCUGCGACCAACAACAGCGACGCCGUUGAGCUCGGGUAUCUCUUGCUCCGGUACAAGGACGCCGAGUUACUCAAGCGCUUCCUCCGGAAUACACUGUCCCUUUCGACCUGGCGAAGUGACGGCGCCGCGCAAUGUCUCCACGAGAGCUUGGAAACCUUUGGGUGGCCGACGCUGCUACCAGCUGUCGAGGCCUUUCUUGCACGCGUGGUCAAGAAGUACGACGGCACCCAUGCUAUUUGUCGCCUCCUUGCCAGCUUGGCGGGUCUCACGACGGAGCGUGAAGCUGUCUGUCCGCCGUUGAACCAGCCGUUCGCUGGCGAGUUUCUCAAGGCGUGCUGGCAGGCGGCGCUCAUGGAGCCCCAUUUCAAACCUGGUGACGCCCCCACCGAGCACUCCAUUCUGUUGGAUUGGUACUUUGACACUGGGUUGCCGACGCGGCCGGGCGACAACUACCUCGGUCAGUGGCUACCACCUCCAGUCCUCUUGAUGGUCGACAGCUUUCUGUAUUCGCGCCGCGUCGGCGCGCCCUCGGCGCUCACGGCGGCUCCGUCGCCAUGGCAUCAAUUGAAGUAUCUUCCCAAGGCCUUGCUGGCGGCCAUUCCGCUUCAGCCAUCACUACAGCAAGCGCCGUACGUUGCCGCCAUCAAGACUGCGUUGACUGCGCAGUCCAAGGGCGCGCAUUUGAGCGCAUAUGAAAUUGCGGCCUUGCUGCAGUACAUGGAGGUCGUCGGUGGUUUUGAUGCGACGCUCCUAGCGACGUCUCGAGCCUUUGCCCGACCGAUCACCGACAUCUUACCGGCCAUUCUGAUGUUCGUCCAGCGCGCGCCUCUAUCGACGGCAACGGGCGCUCUCGUGACAAGCUUUCUGCUCGAUUUCGCCCCGACACUCGAGCAUCCACGCCGCGACAGCUACGGCAAAAGCCCAACCAGCUCGGUCGCCGACCUUCUCAGUGCCCUCGUGAUCGUGUCGCCCAAAGCGGCGCGGAAGUGUGCGGCCGAAUGGCGCUCGGCGCUACCGGGAACUCUCGACGCCACCCGCGAUGAGCUCUGGCCGCUCGUCGAGGAGCUGCGGCGCCAGGUAUCGGAUGCGCGCUUUCGAGAAUUGCUCGUCUACUUGGCCUCCGAGUGCCGGGCGGCGUUUGUCAGCGGCGGUGCGCUUGCCCCGCUGCCAGCCUUCACUGACUACGCCUUCACCGACAUUGAAAUCGAUGCAGCCCACUGCGGCGGUUGCGCUGACUUCCGCCGCUUUCUCCGCACCGGCUGUGAUACAGUGAUGACGAUUGAGAUGUCUCUCUGCCUCGAGAUCGAGUGCGCCGUCCAGCGUCACCCUCAGCAGCUCGAACUCGAGCGCGACUAUGAAGGCGAGUUGGACUAUUUUAUCCUGCGGAAGCGAACGCAGCCUGGCAUGGCGUCGACGGGCGCAGCCGAAGCCCACUCGCGCCGCGAGGACGUGCGUUGGAACGACAUACAGCGCGUCAAACAGCUUAAUGCGCUGCUAGCAGACCUCACACCGAACCCUUCGGGGGUCGAAAUCGCCCAUAGCGCGACGGGGGUCGAGGACCACGUCAAGGCCAUUGAGCUCAUCUCGAUGGCGAUUGCAGUCCGACCUGGCCACGCCCGAUAUUUCCUCGCGCGCGGCAACAGCUUCCGCGCCAUCAACGAGUUUGAAGCGGCGAUCUCCGACUUUGACAUGGCCAUUUCGCUCGACGACAAGUGUCCGACCUACUAUGCCAGUCGAGGCACGUGCUUCCGCAAGCUCGGACGGGCCGCCGAUGCGCUGGAAGACUUCACCCUUGCAAUCGAGUACGAUACGAAGCGGGGCACGCACUAUUUCAACCGCGCGCUCGUCCUCUACGAUAUCAACCACUAUGAGCUCGCGAUCAGCGACUUUACAAAGGCCCUCGACGAUGCAUCGGGUGGACCUCGCACCGAAUUUCGCGCGCUCCAUAGCCGCGGCAACUGCUACCGCCGGCUCGGCCUCUUUGACAAGUGCGUGGACGACAUGAUGCAAGCGAUCAAGCUUGAACCGCGCAACUCGGCAGUCUACAACUCGCUCGCGCAGUGCUACAUGGAGUACCAUGAUGUGGAAAGUGCGAUCAAGCACUUCUCGACCGCCAUCACGCUCCUGGAUUCGAACCCUGCGUACUACAACAACCGCGGCCAAGCGUACUUUGAAAAGGGCCACGAGUACGAUCGCAUGGCGCUCGCAGAUUUUCAUUUGGCCAUCAAACUUGACGGCAAGGACGCGCAGGCCUACUACAACCGCGGUCUGACGCGCAUCGCGGUCGCGCUCGAGGAACUGUCGGCCCAAGAAAGCGCCAACCAGAUCGCGCGCGACCUCCUUCUACGCUCCGAGAUCGAGUCGGAGGACCGGAGUCGACCCAAGACUGGCAGCAACGGCACGACGGCCGAAGCGCCGGCGACGACCACCGGCGCGAUGAGCAUAUUUGAGCAGCUUGAAGCCGCGCUGGCCGACAUGGACAUGGCGUGCUCUGUCGUACCCGAGUCGCCGCGGUACCUCUUCGGGAAGGCCAUGGUCAUGCAUCUUAAGCGGCACCCGCAGCAGACGCAGCUCUUUCUCGAGAUGGCGCUGCAGCUCGACCCUGCCCACGUGGCCUCCAAGUACCACAUUGGGCUCCUCCAGCACGAGAGCAACCAGCACGAGGCAGCGAUCGCAACGUUCACAGCGGCCAUCCACGACUUGCCAAGCGAACCAGCGUUCCUCGCCGCCCGCGCGCUCGUGUUUCAAGACGUCGGUCUCCACGAGCUCGCGAUCGAGGACUACUCGAGUGCGAUUGCGGUGGCGCCAUUGCCCGACGCACUCCAUGUCUACCACCGCGGCGAGAGCCAUUUGCGGCUGAGUCAUUUUGACGCAGCGGUCGCCGACCUCUCGCUGGCGCUGACCCUUGGUGCGUCAGGCCCCGGUGUUUACAACGCGCGGGGGCUCGCGCACCGCGGGCUUGGGCUGUAUGAGCUCGCGAUCGCCGACCUCUCGAGCUGCGUCGAGCUCAACAAGCGCGAGCCAAGCUUCCGGCUGCACCGCGCGAUCUGCUACCUCGAGUGCCGCGAGUAUCCAAAGGCCCAUGCCGACCUGGCCGUCGGCCUCAAGCUCGCGCCGGGGGACCCGCGGCUUCUCUUCCACGCAGGCAUGGUCCUGUUCCACCGGCUGCAAUUCCCCGAGGCCAUCUUGCAGCUGCGAUCGGCGCUCGCCCACGCUCCGAGCGUCUCGUACCUCUCGGAAAUUCACUACUACAUUGGCCUAUCGUACGCCUCGAUCGAGCGCUGCAUGGACGCGAUCGAGAGCUUCACGGACGCGAUUGCAACGGCGCCGGACGAGCGCCUCGUGUACUACCACGAGCGCGCCAAGGCGCUGCAGCUCGAGCGCUACUACGACGAGGCGAUCGAGGAUUUCUCCCGCGUCCUCCAAGGGAAUCCGACCAACGCCCAUGCGGCCUUCCGCCGCGGCUUUGCGUUCAAGGCGCUCGGUCGCCACGCCGAAGCCGCCGCCGACAUCCAAAAGGCGCGGCUGCUCGACCCGACCAACCCGCGGCUCAUGGUCAACUUCAAGGAGCUCCAUGGCACCGACUGCAUCGUCCUCUGCGCACCGGGGCACGAAAAGACCUUUUAA